Molecule: messenger RNA, 6058 nt
Organism: Phymastichus coffea
Lineage: Eukaryota; Metazoa; Arthropoda; Insecta; Hymenoptera; Eulophidae
Gene: hzg
Product: carboxy-terminal domain RNA polymerase II polypeptide A small phosphatase 1
Exons: 4
Coding region: 303-1220 (305 amino acids)
Molecular function (GO): RNA polymerase II CTD heptapeptide repeat phosphatase activity
Source: RefSeq, a predicted model, not a curated record
ACACAGCGAGUGUGCUAGCGAGCAUUACGUUAGGUUGUGUGUUGUAUGUGAGAAGCACAGCAGCAGUGAGCAAAGUAGCAGCGGUAGAGAGCAGUGACGGUGAUGACGAUAUCAUCGGGCGGAGUAGCGGCGGCAACGAGAGCGACAGUCGACUCUAGCUCGUAGAGUCCAGAGCUCUCUGCCCGUGUGCGUCCGUCCGCAUAUAUACACCCGGUGGCAGGUGUUAACGUUGUCGUGUCGGUGCUGGCCACAGCAGAGCAGAGGAAGAGAGCGUCGCUCUCGGGCGGCCCCCGCCGCACCAAAUGGACGCAUCGUCCAUCAUCACUCAGGUGUCGCGCGAUGACGAGCUCGGCCAAUUCAACAACGAGAAAGCACAACUACCACGGGAGCAUGAGACGAGCAUCAACGGGCCGAUCGCGAGCGAGAAGAAGCCACGAGGCGGCCGUGGUUUCCUACGUUCGCUACUAUGCUGCUUGGGACGCGGUGGCCGUGCCAGCAGUUCGAAGUCGUCGAAAGCCAGUUCGUUGCAAGGUGAUGGACGUGGUUCACCGGCACCAGGCACCGGUUCGCCGCGCUACCUGUUACCACCGAUACGCCACCAGGACAUGCACAAAAAAUGCAUGGUGAUCGAUUUGGACGAGACAUUGGUGCACAGCUCAUUUAAGCCAAUUAACAAUGCUGACUUUGUCGUACCGGUAGAGAUUGACGGCACGGUGCAUCAAGUUUAUGUGCUCAAGAGGCCCUAUGUCGAUGAGUUUUUACAGAGAAUGGGUGAGCUCUACGAGUGCGUACUGUUCACCGCCAGUUUGGCCAAGUAUGCCGAUCCAGUGGCUGACUUGCUAGACAGAUGGGGCGUGUUCAGAGCGCGAUUGUUUCGCGAAUCAUGUGUCUUUCAUCGUGGCAAUUACGUGAAAGAUCUUAACAAAUUGGGCCGGGAUUUGCAACAAAUAAUCAUCGUCGAUAAUAGUCCUGCCAGUUACAUUUUUCACCCUGAUAACGCGGUACCAGUAGCUUCUUGGUUCGACGACAUGACAGAUUCGGAGUUGCUUGAUCUGAUCCCGUUCUUUGAAAAGUUGAGCAGCGUGGACAAUAUCUAUACGGUGCUGUGCAACAGUAACCAUCCAUACAAUCAGGUGCCAGGUAGCGGUACAACAACGCAGCAGUCGACGCAGUUGAACAAACCGAACAACGCGAACACGACGCCAGUUGGUGCCUCCUAGCCCCAGCCAUACCAGCGUCGGCUGGUCAGUAGUCGAGCUUCGUCGUCGCUGGUAGUCGAGGCGACGCGACCUCAGUGUACUUUCAGACGUAUCCUCGCAAACCUUCGCCAAUUGGCGCAUAGCUAUUCGUCCUGUAUACAACAGCAGCGGAGGUCUAUUGCUCAUCAUCAUCACCAUCAUUAUCAUCAUCAUCAUCAGCAUCAGCCCGAGGAUUGUGAAUCCUUAGAGCGCCUUGGCGAUGAUAACAAUAGCAGCACACAAGCUAGCAAACCGACGAAUAGCACAUCAGAGUGAGGAUUAUAUCAAUUUGCAGUGCGAAGCCUGUUUCUUUUGCGUAAGAGCUUCCUUCGGUUUUUACAUUUCAAUCAGACAACUGCUAUUACUUUCGGCCUGUCAGUUUUAUUGCUUUACUUCACUGUAUGAAGUUAACGAUCGAAAAAAUUUUAAUGAUUAAAGACAUAGUGGAGUACGCGAUUUCGUUACGUCUUUACUCAUUGAACAAUGAAACUAAUGGUACUUUAGAAUCUGAAGCAUUUUUAAAAUAAAAACAUUGAAAUGAAAGGAUUGAAGCAUGUGUAAAAAAACUAGAUAAGAAAAGUCGUCUUUAGAGACCUGUUAUUCAUUGAUCAUUAAUGGUAUGUUUCGAAUCGAAUCAAUGCAGUCAUUAUAGUCCUCUCAAAAGGCAAAGAAACUUGUGAAAACAGUGUUAAAAAUACCGAAAUUACUAGAAACAAACAUGGGUGUAAGUUCUUGAAGACGCUCUCAAACAGAUCGAUUUGGUGAAAGUGGAACUUACGCAGAGGACUCAAUAAUUAGGAUUUAUCAAUAUUCAUUGAUUAAUUAUGAACUCAGUUAAACAAAAGAACUUCCAGAAAGUGGAAUCAUUUCGAAACGAAAAGAAAAAUAAUUAUUAUAAGAUCAUGAAUGCGGCAAAUAUAUAAGAAAAAAUCGCAAUAAUACGAAAAAAUUCAGUGAUCACGUAUAUUCACUGAAAUAAUUUUUAAAGAGUACUUUAUUUUUAUUAAGAAUUAUAAUUGAUAAAAUUUCGAGUAUAUUUGUUACUGAGUGUGUAUGUAUGUGUGCGACUAAUUUAAGCGAAACGAACGAGGCGCGUGCGUCGGGUAAAGUUUAUUUUAUUAGAGUUAUAAAAUAAUUUACACGUAAAAUUAUCAAUGCCCAAUAGUAAGAUAAAAGUCUCGCGAAAAUAUAUAUUUAUCUUCUUGUAAUAUACGCUAUUUGACUUGUUGCUGCGAAUGAUUGAUGAUAAAUAUACUGUAUUCCAAAAAAUGUGUGUGUGCAUAUGAAAUGUGCUGACUAGUUUCUUUUUUAUCUUAAAGUAACUCUAACUUUAACACUAACUUUCUUUCUGCUUUCUUCAUAUUCUGCUGAGAGCAAUGAAAUACUUAAGUUUUAUUACUAUAAUAAUAAAUACAAAGGCAUUUUACCAUCUGCCUUUAUAGGAUUAAGAUUUGCUACUAAACCGCUACGAAAAAAGGAACUCAAAUUUUAGCUACUAAUUUUACAAUUGGAUUGCGAAUCUUUUUCUCAAUAAUAAUUAUAUCAUUAUUGAUAUAGUACAAUCGAAAAGCGUUACAGUAAAAAUAGAGCUAUUACCGUAAGAUAAAACCAAUAAAAUACAUUACGUGUAGAGAUUGAACAUCUGUCAUUGUUCAAUUUAUUCUAGAAUUAGAAAUUUGAUAUUCUAUUACAUAUCUUAACAAGGGUCGUGGCAGCGACCUGCGGCAUGAAUUUCAUUGUAACAAUAACUUUAUUUAGCUAAAUUUAGUGAUUGUCAAAUGCAGACACUUGAAACGCAUUUUUACUGCUGCUAUUCUAAUUGAUAGAUAUACAUUGAUUCCAUUAACCAUUUAUAAAAAAAUUAUUAAAUUACCAAAUAAUAAUUACAUAAUGCAGCUCUCUUUGUAGUCUGUAUGAAAAUAUGGAUUGUAAUUUGAGGAUGUUUAACAAUGAGUGUUUUUCUAUUUAUGUAAGUUUCUAGGUAUUACAACUGAUUGACUUGAACAUUUGUACAUUGAUUGAUAUUGAUUUUUUGAUAUGAAAAUGUUAUUAUUGGCUGAAUUUUAGACUGUUUUUAAGUAAAAGUUAUCAGUGUCAGCUAUUGACGUAUUUGAACCUUAAAGAAGGCUUUUUAAAUUUUAUCAAACUUAAAUACAAUUGAUUCAUUUUUUUAGUUCGACACAUGUAACAUUUUUCAAGUGUAAAAAAUAAUCAAUUUUAAGAUUUUUUCAAUGAAAAUAUUAAAAGAUGCACACCAUAGCCACGCCACUCCAUGUCAAAAUAGUAUUCAUUAUUAUUUAGCUUAACGUUAACGGAGUAACUAACGUUAUAAAAAUAGUUAUUGAACAUUCUCCAGAAUAAAGACGCCUACGACUUUAUUUAUACCUAACUGCAUUUCUUUCACAGCGUUGCCUCAUUAUGCUGAGGGCAGAGUAUCCGCUUCAAUCAAUUUCUGUGGGUAUCCGGGGAUCACCUCGGAAACAAAGCUCUUACAGAAUGGGAAUUGAGUAUAGGACAAAAUCAUUAGCGCGAUUGUUCUGGAGAAUGUCCAAUAACUAUUCCUAUAAAUUUGGUCGAUAAGUUAAUGUUAAGCUGAAUACCAGUAACUAAUAAUUAGGUAUCGGCUGGCGUGGACGUAGGGUGGGUUUUCGUCUUUAAUGUUUUUACAUCUUUAUUCGAGUCGGAACAAUAGAUAUGUAGCAUAAUAAAUUUAACCAAUGAAUCAACGUGCCUUUGAUGAAAGUCGGCGCUUUUGCCAAAUUUCAUUUGAUUCGAUGUACACACGUUUCUCAUAGACGCAUUUGGCUCACCGAAACGAAAGCUUUUAGCCCUUGUAAUAUGUAAGCAAAAGAACAUGUAGAUAAAGCUCACGACUUUCAAAUACGCAUAAAUACAAACAAUGAGACUUCUUUUAUAAGCGUUAUGCAUUGUGCAUUAUUUUGUUAUCAGCAGCAAGUUAAUUAUCGCAUCUUUCACGAGACUUUUAGACGCUCAAGAACACACUAUUAUAUAUGUGUAUGUGUAUGUAUGUAUGUGUGUAUGUAUGUAUGUAUGAAUGUAUGAAUGUCUGUGAAAAGAAAGACAAAAGAAUUCGACGCUUUUUAGCCUCGCAUCGAUAAUCUUACAAGAAUACAAAAUAAACAUGUGCGCAGCGACGCCGCGUAUCGUUUAUAUAUAAGCGAAUGCGAUUGUUAUUCAACUCCCUCCUAUGUAUAAGUGUACACUGUAUACGUGAAAUUUGUCGCGAUAAGAAUUUAUAACAGAGAACCAAGCUAAUUGUUCAUUUGUUUAUGCUGAUAUGUGACGGAAGUCGAGCAGAAUCGGCAUUGGUACGUUUUUUUUUAAUUCAGCCGGAGGUUCACUCAUUUUCGACUUCACUUUUUUAAGCUUUUCUUCUCUUCGUAUCCGAGUUGUCAAUCGGCUGUGUAAUUAGACUGCAUGAAUGUCCUUUGUUGAACACGAGAAAAAAGCGGUAGUUCCUAAUUGAAAUGUUCAAUGCUCAUAGUGAUUAUUGAACGCUCAAUGUUUUUUAUAAAUCAUUUCUUAAACGUUUCUUUUUUGUGUGAAUUGUAUAAUUCUACGCAUUUUAUUAUGCAACGAUAAAAGUCGGAACGUUGUUGUUGAACUUAGCAUAUUCUCUAUGUUUAUAGUAGCUUUUUUAUUAAUAAUCUCCACAACUAAAUAUCGAAAUCUCAAUGGUCGUGUCAUCACAAAAAUUCAUGUGUUUUCUUUUGCUAUCCAAAUCGAUCAUCGAAUCUGCUCGACCUCCAUUAGUCCGACGCAAGUGUUGGUUUUAUUAAAAUAUCGCGCCACAUCGACGCCUGCGACCAAGUUCUAUGUUAAUGAUUAUAAUCGACGCUCAAGCUGUAUAAAACAAAAAAAAAACUAUAUUUUAAAAAAAUUAAGCAAUCGAGAGAGAGUGUGUGAGAGAGAGAGAGACAGAGAGAGAGAGAAUAAUCAACAGAAAUAGAGCAUUACUACUGUUCACGGAACAGUGCUUUUAUAAACAUAUUGAACGAAAGAAAAAAAUUAUAACGUAGACUUUUUUUAUAAGCGCAGCCAAUCGAGCGAAAUUGUUAUGAAUAAAUGAACGUAGAUAGAUUUGCUGAAAACUUGCGAAGAUCGCUCUAUAAAGAAGAUAUUAUAAAUACAUAAUUGUACAAAUGGGUAUAUCGAAUGCAAAUGUUCUCUUUCGAAUUCACGAGUGUUAGACACAACACACUCGAAUAAACACAAUUUAACAUACACAAGCUAACAUUUAACGCAGUUUACACACGCUAUAAAACACGCAAACUUACAAAUUUGCGCCCCCUAGAUGAUGGUAUUAAUGUAACAAUUAUAAAGAAAAACAUGAGAUUGCCUUGAUUUGUAAAUAAUAUAAAACAAAGUACUAUCGCAGCUUCCGAGUGAAGGUUGAGAAGAAGGAUGAGUAAGGGAAAAUCUUUGCGGUUUGCAGCGCGUGCCACUAAAUACUUGAAAUUAAAAAAGAUAUAUUAAUAAUGAUAAACGAUAUAAAUAGUUAUUAUUAAAAGUGCGACUCGCGUCCGCGGCUUAUGUAGAUGACUUUUCGUACGUUUUUCUACCGACGAAUCAGACAUUUUUUAACGUUUGCGUCAUAUUUUGUACAAUAAAGAAAAAUUAUACAGUAAAAUAAGGAUAACGAAACAAGAAGAGAAUAAUAAAAUAAGAGAAAAAAAUGAAUGAGCCGUGGCCUCGCGAGCCGUGCGACAUAGCUGAUUGAAAGAGAGUCAAGAGAGAAACGAUAUAACAGCGUAAAUAACAUCUCCCGCCCCUCCAAUUGUCCAGUUUGCUCUGUGAUU